GGGAAACCAUGUGGUUGUGAUCCGAUAUGGGAGAGUUAUACACAAACCUGUUUUACUUAUGCAUUACACUGUCAUUGCCAGCAUUGGUUAAGAGUGCAUUUGUAGAAGUUGACAAGGAUACAAAACAUGGUAUUGACAAGGAAGUAAGAGUUGAUAUAUUAGAAUAUAUACCAAAAGAUUUAGGGAAAUACCAAAACCAAUCAUCUGUCUGCUUACAAAAUAUCAACCAAUGUAAAGAAUGCAGUGAUAGCAAAUGUCAACGCCCAGUUAUUCCGGAUGACGAUUUUGCCGCCUUAAAGGUUAGAGCUGUGAUGCCUGCGAUUAAUUCAAUAGAAUUUCUCACUGUUGUCUUGAGCAGAGUUGAAGUAUCAAUAGAUAUCCUUGGACGAGUAAGAUUCACACGAUAUGCAAAGAAUAAUGCUAACGUGGCAUUACAAAGCGGAAAUAUCAUAAGGGAGAGCAAUCUUACCGCUCUGGAGGAACUGGCUUUAAAUGCAAACGCAUUACGUUCAGCUUUUAUAGAUAUAGACAGACGUUUGAAAGCAAAAAGUAUAUUUAAAAAGUUAAGAGACAAAAUCAAGAAAGGACUAAAAGGAAUUGGCCGUCGUCUGAAAAGAUUACUGAAGAAAUGGUGGAAAAAACUUAGAAAACUUUUCGGGAUAUCCGGCAGCAUUUGGGAUACAAUAAUCGAAAAGUUGAAGAUAAAAGAAUGGAUUAAAAGGCGAUUGAAAUGUAUAUUCAAGAAGCGCAGCAAAAUCAAAUGCUGCGUAUUUCCAGAAUGCUGCAAAACUGUUAAAAAGCUACCUUGGACGUUCAUUUGUCCAUUAAUCAACAAAAAGAAAGUCUCAAAUGGAAGAAAAAAGAGAGACACAGAUCAAUGUGCUUUGAAAUGUCCAGUCUGUAAAAUCAACCCAAGUGGGACGAGUGGAACAGAUCUUGCAGAAACAAUCUGUCAGUUAGACGUUGAUGAUAUUGAAAAUAGACUGCAGAGGCUAACAUACCUGGUGGAAGAUAUAACACAGGCUAUCAAUGUUACCCUCAUAACGAAGAUUGAAGUUGACGACAGUACAUUAACACCAGACUCUGAUACAGUUAACAGAGCUUUCGCCAAAUCUAAAGUUACCUACACUCUAAAUGGCACAGAUGUUGUGUUUGAACCAAAUAAACCAUUAAGCGUUACUGACAGAGAACUAACUGCUGAAAUGUUAUCCACAGAAAUUAAGCGAAAGGCAACAGUAGUUAUACCAUAGUUUGAAACUAAUAAAACGUUUUCUUUGAAAAUAUUUAGGGUCAUUUAGAUAGCUAGAUAACUAAUAGUAUUGUAAAUGUAUGAUA
Messenger RNA from Mytilus californianus (California mussel), 1335 nucleotides. RefSeq lists its product as uncharacterized. The transcript is spliced from 8 exons. The coding region runs from base 27 to 1250 and encodes 407 amino acids. NCBI's taxonomy places the organism in Eukaryota, Metazoa, Mollusca, Bivalvia, Mytilida, Mytilidae. The record is from RefSeq and is a predicted model, not a curated record.